Molecule: messenger RNA, 1538 nt
Organism: Cantharellus anzutake
Lineage: Eukaryota; Fungi; Basidiomycota; Agaricomycetes; Cantharellales; Hydnaceae
Product: major facilitator superfamily domain-containing protein
Exons: 12
Coding region: 1-1389 (462 amino acids)
Biological process (GO): transmembrane transport
Cellular component (GO): membrane
Molecular function (GO): transmembrane transporter activity
Source: RefSeq, a predicted model, not a curated record
AUGCCUGGGUCGACAAGAACCAGCGAAGACUUUGUCAAGAUUGAAGUCGGCGACGGGGGAGAGGUGGGACUCCCGCAUGGAGAAGCCCCUGUUCAGGGAUACAGAGUAUUCAAGAGGAGAUGGAUCGGUCUCGUUGCUCUCUUCUUGUUGAAUGUUGCUUCUGGCAUGAAUGCGCUAUGGUUUGCCGCUAUCAGUGUUGACACGUCCAAGCAGUUCCUCAUCUCGCUCCACCAAGUUACAUGGCUGCUCAACGUUGUCAAUUUAGUGUAUAUCCCAUCAUCUAUAGCUGUUCCUCCCAUCACUCGUCGGUACGGGAUACCCUCUGUAAUAAUGGCAGCCGGUUCCUGGGUCCGUUACGGGGCAUACUCGCACACUCUAUCCUCUCCACAUGCCUAUGCAAUUAUCUUCUUCGGACAGUUUUUCUCUGGCUUUGCUCAGCCGUGGUUCCAGAUUCUAGGACCAAAAUACUCCGAGCUUUGGUUCGACUUACAGGGUAGGACGACAGCGACCGCGAUCAUUGCCAUCGCAAAUCCCAUCGGUUCUGCUUUGGGUGAGCUGAUAUCGCCGCUCAUAAAGGAUGUGCGGCAUGGGUUACUGGUCCUGGCCAUUAUCACCUCGGCUCUCAGUCUAAGUGGGCUGUUCGUGCUGAAUGAGCCACCUAUCCCUCCCACAUUUGCGGGUUCAGUGCGCUCACCCUCACCGAUGGAAGUUUUCAGGGCUUGCGUUGGGAAGACGAGGCCGGGCCAGCUAUAUAUGACGCGGAGACAAGUAAUUGACUUUGCAAUCGUCACUUGGCUAUUUGGGGUAUAUGUCGCAGCAGCGAAUUCGCUCUUUACAUUGGUGAAUGAGAUUUUGGCACCUCACGGAUACUCCUCAAACGCCUCGGGUAACAUGGGUGGUGCAUUCAUUAUUGCAGGCAUUAUUGGAGCCCUGGUCACUUCGCCGCUUUUCGACAGAGUUCUCACACAUCAUCUCGGUAUAACUACGAAAAUUCUCAUACCUAUCAUCGGUGUGGCUUGGUUAUCAUUGAUAUGGGAUGUUCGACCGCACAAUUACGGCGGUUUAUAUGCGGUAUUCGUAGUGAUGGGUGUGGGGUCUUUCAUACUCCUUCCGGUUGCGUUAGAACUCGGUUGCGAAAUCACCUCAAGCCCCGAGGCAUCCUCCUCAAUAUUAUGGGGUGUUGCUAAUGGAUUCUCAGCCAUUUUUGUCGAAGUGAUGGAUGCCCUUCGCGAGGGCAAAGACGCGAGUCCACCGGGGAACAUGCGGCGAUCCUUGAUCUUUUCGGGGGUGUUUACGUUGGUCAGCGCCGUUGUGGUAUUUGGGUUGGAGGCUAGGCAGGCUAGACGGGAGCUAGACGUCGAAAAAGCGCGUCACCGCGCCCAAAACUGAAGCGCAUCUUGUUGAUACCCUUAUUCUGUCUGCAAGUUAUUUGAAAUUUCUCAGGCUUGUGCCCAUUUUCGGCAUGGUUUUUUCUCGGAGUUUAUUGUUAAAUCCGGUUUGUUUACCAACCGAUGUGAAUUCUUGCUUCCGCUCAACCA